CACUAGAAUUUAACGAAUGCAUAACAUGUUUGUCUUGUCUAUGACUUGACAAAAAGAAAAAACCCAAAGCCGUGUGUUUCGGAUAAAAAAAAUCUAGCGUUUCUCCGUAAUUCGUAAUUUGUUCACAUUAUCAGUGUGAAAUAGAAAAAAGUAAUAAUUUAAGAAAUACAUUAAAAAAGGAGAAUAAAUCGAGAUGGCGGUGAACGUUUAUUCCACGAACGUGACUUCGGACAACCUAUCGCGCCACGAUAUGUUGGCGUGGGUAAAUGACUGCCUGCAGUCAAACUUCGCCAAAAUCGAGGAGCUGUGCACCGGAGCCGCGUAUUGUCAGUUUAUGGACAUGCUAUUCCCAGGCAGUGUACCAAUGAAACGUAUCAAAUUCAAGACAAAUCUAGAACAUGAGUAUAUACAAAACUUCAAAAUAUUACAAGCCGGCUUCAAAAAGAUGAAUGUAGAUAAGAUAGUACCCAUUGACAGACUGGUGAAGGGUCGCUUCCAAGAUAACUUUGAGUUUUUGCAAUGGUUCAAGAAAUUCUUUGAUGCCAACUACGGAGGCACUGAAUAUGACGCCAUGGCGCAGCGCGAAGGCCUGCCCAUGGGGCAUGGGGGCUCCUCUGCCCCUAGAUCAGCUACUGGGGCGGCUGCUGCUAAGAAACCAACUGCACCCGUCGCUAAAGUGGCUGCUAGACCCCAAACCAUUGGCAAAGCAAACAGCACAGUCAGGUCGCCGCCAGUCAACUUAUCAAGGUUAAAUCAGAGUGGCAAAGGGGAUUCAAAGCUAUUGGACGACCUUAAUCAUCAGGUCAAUGAGUUAAAAGCUACAGUAGAUGGCCUCGAGAAAGAGAGGGACUUCUACUUCGGCAAACUCCGGGAUAUAGAGGUGAUCUGUCAAGAGAUGGAGGAACAACAGAAUGCUCCAAUUGUUCAGAAGAUAUUGGAUAUUUUAUAUGCCACUGAGGACGGAUUCGCGCCUCCAGAAGAAAUAGACGGCGACAACCCACACCCGCCCGAAGAAGACGAAUAUUGAGUGUCAAAGUAACAUCAACGCGUAUCAUACAUAGUGCUCUUUGUAUAUUAUAUCUCGAAAUUAUCUCGCUUACAAUCGACAGUAUCGAGUGCUUAGUAUUUCACAGCCAAUGAAACUUCUCUCAUUGUAUACAUAUAUAGAUUAUUGAUAAUCAACUAAUAUGGCACCGAAAAGGCCCUUGUCAUGAUCAUUAUUCGAAAUCUUAGUGUAAUAAUAUUAGUCAUGAUAUUAUAUAAAUAGCCAAUGGAUUAUUUGUAUUAUAAAGAUCAUUAAAUAUAUCUAUUAAAUAUAACGUGGCUGUGUCAUAACUAAGUGCAAUCUUAAUAAUUUUCGGAGCGUAAUUUCUUGACUGAAUUUCUUUCUAAUUCUGUAUGUUCUAUCAGUGGAAUAACCAGUUUCUCGCGAGGGAUAUACGAAACUUUGACUUGUGCAAUGUGGUGCAGAAAGAGUGCUUUUAAUAUCUUGAUCAUGUCUUGAAGCGUUUCAUCAUCGGGACACUUGACGCCUAAUCAAACGUGCAUUUAAUAGGUUGUUAAAAUAUUGGGAGAUGUUUACUGUUAAUUGUUUAAUUCUGUUAUAAUAUCGCAAUUAGAUGGAAAUAUUUGGUACUAAAUUGGCGGAGUAUGAGUGAUAUUUAGAUCUGAAUGAUUGUAACACACCUUGACGAGUAUUAUUCAUUAAAUUUAUAGUUGGUGAACAGUUCCAUGUAGUGUGAUAUUUUACAUGACCAUAAUUAUACUCAAACAAGACUUGACAAUGUUUGCACUAAUACUAACUGUAGGAAGAAUAACUAAUAUCAGAAUAUUUAUAUUGAUUACUUGUAGUAUGGUUCCUUUGUAUAACUUUAGAAGGACUAACGACUUGUUGGCAGGAAUGACGUUAUCCGCUGGUUAAGAUAAAAUAGAUAAUUAAUUUAUUUACUUUAGCAUUCAUAAAUUGCCUUAACAGCAGAUAUUAAUUGCCUCUGGGUUUCAGAUUGUGAAUGUCUUAUCAAAUAAAUAUUAACUUUAUUAAAA
Plodia interpunctella (Indianmeal moth) is the source of this 2043-nucleotide messenger RNA. RefSeq names its product Eb1 (gene Eb1). NCBI's taxonomy places the organism in Eukaryota, Metazoa, Arthropoda, Insecta, Lepidoptera, Pyralidae. Gene Ontology annotation, biological process: spindle assembly; protein localization to microtubule; regulation of microtubule polymerization or depolymerization. The transcript is spliced from 6 exons. The record is from RefSeq and is a predicted model, not a curated record. The coding region runs from base 194 to 1027 and encodes 277 amino acids. Gene Ontology annotation, cellular component: microtubule plus-end; cytoplasmic microtubule; spindle midzone. Gene Ontology annotation, molecular function: microtubule plus-end binding.